Molecule: messenger RNA, 1732 nt
Organism: Eufriesea mexicana
Lineage: Eukaryota; Metazoa; Arthropoda; Insecta; Hymenoptera; Apidae
Product: choline/ethanolamine kinase
Exons: 7
Coding region: 415-1539 (374 amino acids)
Biological process (GO): CDP-choline pathway; phosphatidylethanolamine biosynthetic process
Cellular component (GO): cytoplasm
Molecular function (GO): ethanolamine kinase activity; choline kinase activity
Source: RefSeq, a predicted model, not a curated record
UCUCUCUCUCUCUCUCUCUCUCUCUCUCUCUCUCUUUUUUCUCCGUCCUUUUUUAAUACUUUCCAUACGAUAACGUGCUACGAUUCUAACGUCAGUCUUGUUGUAUGUUGAUAAAAGACUGAAAUAUCAAGAGUCAGUUAAUUAAAUCUUAACAUACAGGUCGAAAUUAUUAAGAAGACGCGCACAGAAGUAGCCGGAGUUUAUCGUUUGCUCAAGAUUUGUUUGCAGAUUUUUUCGAAUAACAACAAUUUAUAAGAUGGGUCUGGGCAAUAAGAAACGUGUCGUGUGCCCAUCGUGUAUCAUCGAAUCCGUUGCAUUUCGCAAUCUUAAACUUUCGGUGGGCGUGUUUCUCGUUUCGAGGAUGAACAACGACAAAAGGGAAUAAGAGAAGAAAGGGGACAAUCCUUGUUGUGAAUGUCUGAGGAGAAUCCAGAGAUGCGGCAAAUGGCAGCGCGUAUAUGUCGCGAUUAUCUUCAUGGAGUUUGGAAGCAUGUUACCGCGGAGAACAUCACGUUGAAACGUGUCAGCGGCGGGUUAAGCAAUUGGUUGUACAAUGUCCAGUUACCGGAUGAAACUGUUCCGAUACGCGGUGAGCCGCGGCAAGUUUUGUUACGAUUGUACGGUCAGAUACACGGAGAACGAGCUUUGGAAGGGCUGAUCACCGAAUCGGUCAUCUUCACGCUAUUGUCGGAAAGACGACUUGGACCCAAGUUACACGGUAUAUUUCCUGGCGGUCGUAUAGAAGAAUAUAUACCUGCGAGACCGUUGCUUACCAAAGAAUUAGCCGAUCCGACUUUAAGUUCCAUGAUUGCCGAAAAAAUGGCUCAGAUUCAUAACAUGCAGGUCCCGAUAAGCAAAGAACCAACGUGGCUUUGGGACACUAUGGCUAAAUGGUUGGAUACGACCACGGAUAUUUUGGAACAUAUCAAAGAUAUAGAUGUUCGACAUUUGAAGAACGUGAACGCGAUACGAGCAAUCGAUCUGGAUCACGAGAUUAAAUGGUUCAAAUCGCUUGCGACGCAACACAAAUAUCCGGUUGUUUUUUGUCACAAUGAUAUGCAGGAGGGUAAUAUAUUGCUGCGUCAAAACACGCGAAAACCCGAACUGGUUCUUAUCGACUUUGAAUAUUGCUCUUAUAAUUAUCGAGCAUUCGACAUAGCGAAUCAUUUUGUGGAAUGGCAAUACGAUUAUACGGCAACGGAAUAUCCUUUCUUUCAUGAACGUGCUGGAUCUGGUCCUACGACAGAGCAAAAGCUCAACUUUAUAAGAAGUUACUUGAGAACGGUCGGCAAAGAAGGACCAUCGGAAGAAGAUCGAAUUAUAAUGGAAAUCAAGAUAUUCUCGUUGGCUAGUCACUUAUUUUGGGGUCUAUGGAGUAUCGUAAACGCCAAAUUAUCAGAAAUUCCAUUUGGAUAUUGGGAUUACGCAGUUUCUAGAUUAAAAAAUUACCAAUGUUUAAAAGAGAAAAUCAUAGUUUCUGGAUCGCCAACGAUAAAUGAUAACGACGAUACUACCAAAAAAAUCACAGUAACAGAUUGAACGAAGCGAGUGCAUGAUUAUUACAGUGCACAGUCUUCUUUUUGCAGUGUGAUAACAAAUCAAAAUUUUGACUGCCACAUUUUCAUGCGCUCGUAAUUACUUUGUCAGUGUCCCGACUUGCUGUUCUUUCGUGGCCUAUGUUUGCAAUUUCUAUUAAAAACAAAGAAACAAAAGAAAAAGAAAUGAAACAAAA